UGUCAAGCCCAUUUGCAUGGAGAAGCUGUCUGUGAACCAGGGGAACGGUCAGUCCUCUGGGUACAUACUUUAUGAGGUUAUGAUCUCCACUGGUGGCCUCCUUACCACAAAGAAUCAUGUUCAAGACCGAGGUCAGGUGUUUUUGAAUGAGAAUUAUCUAGGGGUCCUGGACCAUUUCACUAACCAGCUGACUAUUCCCACCAAAAUGGACUACAAAGAUAUCCCAACACUGAGGAUCCUGGUGGAGAAUCAAGGCCGCCUUGCCUAUGGGAAGGACAUCAAUAAGGAGAGAAAAGGAUUAAUUGGGGAUAUAUAUCUGAACAAUUCUCCAUUAAGAAGAUUUAAAAUCUACAGCCUGGAUAUGAAAACUAAAUUUCUAAAAAGGGACCUUCCUAACAUUUGGAAACCAGUCUCAUUCAAACCUCGGGGCCCUGCCUUCUUCCUUGGUAACCUGAGAAUGGGUAAUUACCCCAAAGACACCUUCAUAAAAAUGGAGGUUAGUGAUAUUUCUCCCCUGCCUAUGUUCUCCUACCCCCAUCCCAAAGGAACAUUUGAGAAAAAAGCUCCUUGGUGCGUGGGCCCUGCUCUGUGAAAGGAAAUGUAAGCUCUCUGGGACCUCAGCUACUCCAUAGCCAGCUGGAGGCUGCCCCUCCCUGGUGUUGAUGAGGGUGAGAGGUGGAUACUUAACACAUGUGACGGAGA
This is a messenger RNA of Neofelis nebulosa (Clouded leopard), 702 nucleotides long. Its product is annotated as beta-galactosidase-1-like protein 2. Gene Ontology annotation, molecular function: beta-galactosidase activity. The transcript has 5 exons. The record is from RefSeq and is a predicted model, not a curated record. The coding region runs from base 17 to 592 and encodes 191 amino acids. Gene Ontology annotation, biological process: carbohydrate metabolic process. Lineage: Eukaryota; Metazoa; Chordata; Mammalia; Carnivora; Felidae. Gene Ontology annotation, cellular component: vacuole.